This is a messenger RNA of Coccidioides immitis RS, 3879 nucleotides long. RefSeq names its product signal transduction protein Syg1. Gene Ontology annotation, molecular function: inositol hexakisphosphate binding. Lineage: Eukaryota; Fungi; Ascomycota; Eurotiomycetes; Onygenales; Onygenaceae. Gene Ontology annotation, biological process: cellular response to phosphate starvation; phosphate ion transport. The coding region runs from base 510 to 3635 and encodes 1041 amino acids. The record is from RefSeq and is a predicted model, not a curated record. The transcript is spliced from 7 exons. Gene Ontology annotation, cellular component: Golgi apparatus; cytoplasm; plasma membrane.
ACGGCCUCCAUCGCUGGUGACCUAGACGAGGCUGCAACCGUUGAACCGCGAUGCUCACUGCUGCUGAACGAGGCCGGGAUGCACCGCCGGCCACCGUUCCCGACUGCGCGUCGGUUCGGCGGUCUGGGACUGUCGGGAACGGUCGCUGAGUCAGUCGUCGGAAAGCCUCCAACUUGAAGCUACACCACGUGGGGGCAAACCGGUUUGCAAAUGCGUGCCAGAAAAAAAAGCAAUUCUCGGUGGCUUGCUGGUCCGGUGUCAAAUUUCGCUAAGGCUACCACUGGUAUUCGGUGGAAGACGAGGGGAUGGCUGCGGAGUCCUCGCUGCCGUGGAGUUGAUUACGCGCCAAAGGAUCGUUAAAUUUUUCAAUUGAUCUUAAAAUGCCCAGCGUAGUUCCUCAUCAAUUGCUGCGAAUUCCACACCUGACCCCUUCCACUUCUCUUUCAUGCCGACUCGAGUGUGCAACCGAAUAAGUGGUCUGUCGAUCAUGCAGCCAAUGCCGAAUAAAGAUGAAGUUUGCAAAGGAGCUGGAACAAGAACUGGUCCCAGAAUGGCGGGCCAAAUACCUGGACUAUAAGCUAGGUAAGAAAAAGAUCAAAGCCAUUGCCCGUGCGCUCCGGGCUCUCGAACAGGCGCCCCGGACUCCAGGUCGUCGUGGUUUUAUACUCUCUGGAAAUGAUUCUCAUACGCCUCGCAUCGGGCGCCCUGGUCUCCUUCAGCUUGUCUCGUAUCGUGGAACGCAGUCGAAAGGUCCCUCCGAUAACUGUAGAAGUAAUGAGGAGGGCGACGCGCAACAGAUUACCAGUUAUUUCCAGCCUCAUGUUGCGGUCCUACCCGAAACACGGCCGCUGAAGAGCCCUACUUCGCGGUUUGCAGACCACACUGCCGGUUAUGGCAGCAUUGUGACUGCAAAAUCUCAUGCUACUCGGUCAACUGGCCUUCCAUCUCUGGAGCUUCCGGACCCCGCCCUAGAUCCCAAUGAGACAAGUUUUCCUCCCUGUAGUCAAAUGUUCAGCGGAGGUUCCCUGAGCUCUGGUGAAACCCCUACUGCAGGGCGGGGCCGGGGUCAAAACGGCAAUAUUCCUCCCAGCAUACUUCCGGGGCCGAGAAAUGUGUUCAGACCCAGGAGCGGUUCUCUUCCUGUUCGACCUCGCGCCCGGAAAGGUUCAUUCUUGCAGCGUAUAUUUACGUCGAUGGACCAUGAAUCUCCGGCUGCGGAUCCACCCGCAGAAGCGUUCUUUGAGCUGAGGAAUAGGGAAAACGAGUUUUUCUAUUUUCUGGACUCGGAGCUCGCUAAAAUAGAGUCUUUCUAUAGAUUGAAAGAGGAAGAGGCCACGGAUAGACUUGGAAUGCUUAAGCAACAGCUUCAUGUGAUGCGUGACAUGAGACUCGAGGAGCUAAGGGCCAAGGCCAGGUCACGACACCAGCGAACGUCCACCGGCACCGCAAAUAAUGACAACAAUGACUCGAGUGCUGCGGCGAGAUGGAAGAAACCGCUGAGCAGAUCAUUAACUACCUCGUCUAAAUUUGCCAAAAUCUCAAAGGAAAUGGAUGAGUUACCUACACCUGGAUCCACUCUACACAGAUCUCAUGGGCCCGAGGGCUAUAGGGACUUUGUUCGCAGUCAGGAGCGCGAUGUCCCAUAUAGAUCAGCCAAAGGAAAGCUCAAAGUGGCUUUGCUCGAGUUCUACCGGGGACUGGAAUUAUUGAAAGCAUAUGCCUACUUAAAUCGAAAAGCCUUUAGGAAAAUGAACAAGAAAUAUGACAAGGUAACUAAUGCGCGGCCAACUGGGAGAUAUAUGUCCGAAAAGGUCAAUAAGGCUUGGUUUGUCCAAAGCGAUCUUGUCGAGAACCACCUCGUAGCAGUCGAGGACUUGUAUACUCGAUAUUUUGAGCGUGGCAACCGGAAGGUUGCUGUCACCAAACUUCGUGGCAAGACCAGAAGGUCACAGGAUUACUCUCCCAACUCCUUUAGAAACGGACUCUUGUUCUCUGCCGGGCUAGUAUUCGGCAUCCAAGGGUUGGUUCAUGCUGUUGGACACCUCUUUAAUAAUGACGACGACGAUGAUGACUUUGAUGACAUACGUGUUCGAACAAGCUAUCUACUUCAGAUCUACGGUGGAUAUACUCUGAUCUUACUUCAUUUUAUAUUCUUUUGUCUAAAUUGCAGAAUCUGGACGCUUUCAAAGAUCAACUAUGUUUUCGUGUUUGAAUAUGAUACCCGACACGUUUUAGAUUGGCGUCAGCUUGCGGAGAUACCUUGCUUCCUUGUCUGUUUAUUAGGCUUGGUCAUUUGGUUAAAUUUCGGCUGGGUUAAUGAAAUGUAUAUUUAUUGGCCAAUCGUCUUAAUUGGAUUGACCAUCAUCAUCCUCUUCAUACCGGCACCUAUACUUUACCAUCGCAGCCGGAAAUGGUGGGCUUAUUCUAAUUGGCGCCUGAUGCUAGCCGGCUUGUACCCCGUGGAAUUUCGAGAUUUCUUUCUCGGAGACAUGUAUUGUUCGCAAACAUAUGCUAUGGGCAAUCUGGCAUUAUUCUUGUGUUUAUAUUCUGCCGGCUGGUCCGAUCCUGCCCACUGCAACUCCUCUCAUUCUCGGGCGAUGGGAUUCCUGACAACGGUUCCAUCCAUAUGGCGUGCAUUGCAGUGUCUUCGACGUUAUCGAGAUACCAGGAAUUGGUUUCCGCACAUCGUCAAUCUUGGCAAAUAUUCGUUUUCUAUUAUGUACUACAUGACCCUAAGCCUGUACCGUGUCAAUAAAGUCGAAAGUCUUCGCGCCACUUUCAUAGCGUUUGCCCUUGUGAACGCCAUAUAUUCCUCCAUUUGGGACGUUGCCAUGGACUGGAGCCUUGGAAAUCCGUUUUCAAAAAAUCCGCUUUUACGAGACUUCCUUGGGUUCCGAAAACGUUGGAUAUACUACGCAGCGAUGGUCGUCGAUCCAAUUCUUCGAUUCAACUGGAUCUUCUACGCCAUAUUCACACAUGAUCUCCAGCAUUCUGCAAUCCUCAGCUUCAUCGUCUCUUUGUCUGAGGUUUGCCGGAGAGGAAUAUGGUCUAUUUUUCGCGUUGAAAACGAACACUGCACAAACGUUUGCCGAUUUAGAGCAUCUAGGGACGUCCCGUUACCCUAUGAUAUACCUACGCAAGCGUCCGUUGAGCACAUGCAACAACCGAAUGCAGCCCAACAACGGGUUGACGGAUCCCCCAUUGCUCGUGUACCGUCCACCAGGCCAGCCACAGGCACCGACGUUGAGCGUCUGGGCGCUGAUGGACUCACCGGUGUGCGGCGCCGCCGUGGAUCGCACCGUUCCGAAAUGCACGUGCCAAGUGGAACGCUCGCGCGCAUGGGAUCGAUACUAGCGAAUGCCCACGCGGAAGAUUUUGAACGGAGAAAGAGGCCCGGUGUCGUUGGCAGCGCGCUCGAUCACGAUGCGGAGCAGGUUCCGGCAGAUGAAACGGGCCGUGGUCCAGACGUACAUCGGAGGGAUAGUAGUACCGAUGAGGAGGAAGAAGAGGAUGAGGAGAGUGCGAGUGAGGAGAAUGACAUCAACGCCCUAGAUGAUCCGUGUCGUACGAGCAUGCGAAGCGGAAGUAUGUUUGACGACAACGACGAUGAUGAUAAUGGAGGGUUGAGGAAUUAAGGUUUGGAUUCGAUCCCCUCUCCUGGUUUUUUCGUUCCAAACCGUUUGGGUGUGGUUGUGGUUUCUCUUGACGCCGGCUGUGCGUUCUGCAAAGCCUUGAGACUUCAAUAAAUGCAUUAUUUGAAAGUCCUCCUGAAGCCUGGAGGCCAUCGAAUGUACAUAGAGACGAUAUCUAUAGAGAUACACUGCUUGACGAAUAAUGUAUGUAAUUAAUGUCCGUACCGAUGCAGUUGAUAACUGGAAU